Molecule: messenger RNA, 1027 nt
Organism: Brassica oleracea var. oleracea
Lineage: Eukaryota; Viridiplantae; Streptophyta; Magnoliopsida; Brassicales; Brassicaceae
Product: probable histone-arginine methyltransferase 1.3
Exons: 8
Coding region: 290-841 (183 amino acids)
Biological process (GO): peptidyl-arginine methylation
Molecular function (GO): protein-arginine N-methyltransferase activity
Source: RefSeq, a predicted model, not a curated record
UCUAUUGGUGAAGAAGGUUGGGGAAAAGUGUAUUGCUGCUGAAGGGAAGGUUUUGAUCUCACAAAUUUCAAGUCUUUUUACUGCUAAAAUGUAGCUUUGAAAUGAGUUUAUUGCAGACCCAAUAUGCAUUUUGAUCGUAUUGUGUCUUGUUUCACAGUUAUUCAAGUUAGGGACAGUCCACUUCAUAUGUGUAUCUAAUGAUAACUCAGAGGAGGAGGAGUUAAUAUAAAGUUUGGAAGUGAGAAGGAUAGCAAGGAGUUUUGUGAUUCAUUUGAGGAGUGGAGAAAGGAUGCUCUUGUUCCAGGAUCAUCCACAGUUUCAGCUAGUAAUAGCAAGUUUGACGAUAAGAUUGAGGCGUCCUCGACAAAAAUGUACUUCCAUUACUAUGGACAACUUCUUCAUCAGCAAAAAGGCUUUGUUUCGGCAUCAACAAAAAUAUUAUGGUGUUGAUUUGACACCUCUGUUUGGUUCAGCACACCAAGGUUAUUUUUCUCAGCCUGUGGUUGAUGCAUUUGAUCCGAGGUUAUUGGUAGCUCCCCCCAUGUUUCAUACGAUUGAUUUCACUCAGAUGAAGGAAGAAGAUUUUUAUGAGAUGGAUAUCCCAUUGAAGUUUACUGCUUCUAUGUGCACCCGAGUGCACAGACUUGCCUGCUGGUUCCACGUUCUCUUCGACGGAAGCACGGUACAAAGAUGGCUCACAACUGCUCCUGGUGUGCCUACAAUGCAUCGGUACCAGCCCACAAAAUCAGCUCGCACACAUGUCAUCCAUGGUUCUCCACAGCUACAUUCUCUCCAUGGUCUUCUCCGUGUUGCAGGUUGGAGAAAACUAAUUGACUUCUGAGGCAGCCAUGGACGGGACCUGCGGCACGGUUUGUAAAUGUUGGUCCGUAUAGAAUGUAACUACAUCUAAACGUUAGUUAUGAUCGAACCAUUAGUCAUUUUAAUUUUUUAUACUUAUAUUAGUUGUUUUACUCUUUUCCAGUUUUUUUUUUAAAAUAAUAAUAUUAUCUUUUUUUUCAUAUUGCAC